This is a messenger RNA of Orbilia oligospora ATCC 24927, 420 nucleotides long. RefSeq lists its product as uncharacterized. The record is from RefSeq and is a predicted model, not a curated record. Gene Ontology annotation, biological process: DNA damage tolerance; protein K63-linked ubiquitination. Bases 1 to 420 code for a protein of 139 amino acids. The transcript has 5 exons. Gene Ontology annotation, cellular component: nucleus. Lineage: Eukaryota; Fungi; Ascomycota; Orbiliomycetes; Orbiliales; Orbiliaceae.
AUGUCGGCAAAGGUCCCAAGAAACUUCCGACUCUUAGAGGAGCUUGAGAAAGGCGAGAAGGGUCAAGGAUCCGAUGCCUGUUCUCUCGGACUUGACGAUGGAAACGAUAUCAUGAUGACUAACUGGAACGGCACCAUCCUCGGCCCUCCCCACAGCGUCCAUGAGAAUCGGAUCUACAGUGUCAAACUUCAUUGUGACGAGCAGUACCCGGAUGUACCACCGACGGUUCAGUUCUUGUCUAGAAUCAAUCUACCAUGCGUGAGUCAGGAAGAUGGAAAGGUUGACCCUACAAAGUUGCAGUGUCUUGGAAAUUGGAAGCGGGAAUAUACCAUGGAGACCGUCCUUCUAGAACUUCGAAGGUUCAUGGCUAGCGGAAAUAACAAGAAACUCCCACAACCACCAGAGGGAAGCACCUUCUAG